This is a messenger RNA of Meleagris gallopavo (turkey), 2165 nucleotides long. The record is from RefSeq and is a predicted model, not a curated record. NCBI's taxonomy places the organism in Eukaryota, Metazoa, Chordata, Aves, Galliformes, Phasianidae.
AAGUAUCUUUCUUUUCUGUUGGAUGUAGGAGUGAUGGGGAAACCACCUAUUCUGUGUGAAACAGAAAUAAAGCAUUCGGUAGCAGAAGGAAACAAAACAUCUGAUAAAUGGAAGCCAUGAAGAUAUCAAAGCGGUUCUUUGCGUUUGGGAUUUUGGCAUGCAUAGCAUUUUAUGUCGCAUACAUGAAAUGGCACUUGGAUUCCAAAGCGCUUGUGGGAGCAACGGAAGGAAUUGCUGAAAGCACUGGAGACAAAGUGAACCGUCAGGCGCUGACCUCAGAUCUCUCAGUCUUCUAUGGAAUCAUGUUUGAUGCGGGAAGCACAGGAACUCGCAUUCAUAUUUUUAAAUUUACACAGCAGCCAAAAGAGACUCCCAAGUUAACCCAUGAGACGUUUAAAGCGCUGAAGCCAGGUCUGUCUGCAUAUGCUGAUGAUGUCGAAAAGAGUGGACAAGGAAUAAGAGAGCUCCUGGAGGUGGCGAAGAAGGAAGUUCCUAUGGAACUCUGGAAGUUUACUCCUCUGGUCCUGAAAGCUACAGCUGGCCUGCGGUUGCUGCCAGGAGAAAAGGCUCAGAAAUUGCUGAAUAAGGUGAAGGAGAUUUUUCAGGCUUCCCCCUUCUUCGUGAGGGACAACUGUGUGUCGAUAAUGAAUGGAACUGAUGAAGGUAUUUCAGCCUGGAUCACAAUAAACUUUUUAACAGGUAGCUUAGAUGAUCCGCAGAAGAGAAGUGUAGGAAUGCUGGAUUUGGGUGGUGGAUCAACGCAGAUCACCUUCCUUCCACGCACUGAGGCAACUCUCCAGGCAUCACCAGCUGGGCAUACAACUUCAUUUCAGAUGUUUAACAGCACCUACAAGCUGUAUUCCUACAGUUACCUGGGACUUGGGCUGAUGUCAGCAAGGCUUGCCAUUUUAGGAGGAGUUGAAGGAAAACCCUUAGGAGAAGGUGAGGAACUGAUCAGCCCCUGUUUACCACCUGGCUUCAAAUCUGAGUGGCAACAUGCUGAGAUAUUGUACAAAAUUAAAGGACAGAAGGCAGGUGAGCCUCUGUAUGAAUCUUGUUCUAACAAAGUGGCAAAGAUGCUCUACAAGAAAGUACAUAAAGCUGAGGAAGUGAAGGACUUGGACUUUUAUGCUUUCUCCUACUACUAUGACUGUGCAGCAGAGGUUGGUCUCAUAGAUAAAGAAAAAGGAGGAAGCUUAACUGCCAAUGAUUUUGAAGUUGCAGCUAAGUAUGUGUGCAAGACCAUGGAAAUCAGCCCUGGAAGCAGCCCCUUUCUCUGCAUGGACCUCACAUACAUCACCUUUCUCCUGCAAGAACUCGGCUUCCCAAAGAGCCAAGUCUUUAAGCUUGCCCGGAAAAUCAACAAUGUUGAGACGAGCUGGGCAUUGGGAGCCACCUUUCAUUAUAUUGACUCACUCAAUAGACUGCAGUACUAAAGCUCCUUGAAGGUGACUUUUGGGGAUGUUGGGUUUUGGAAGCACAACACAGGGAGAAUCUGUUGAAAGGGUCUGCUUUUGGCUUCCUGAGUCCCUUGGGAGGUUCUCAGAAGCUCCGCUCCUUCCCUGCCAAGUCCCAUCCAUCACAAGCUCUUUUUUUACAGUGCAUAGUGCAGUUUCUAAGGAAUAAGCCUUGAUUGUACAUCAUCUGUUGUCAAAUUCCUGUAAAACUUGAUCAUCAUUGAAGGAGAACCAGCACUCUGCAGAACACCUAUGAUCUCUAUGAGAAAACCACACCUUUUUGAAAUGCGCCUGUACUAUUCACUUGUACUGUGCUGAAAUCAAUGCAGUAAAUGGUCAAUACAGAAGGAACUCUUUAUGCUCUUUUCAAGGUGUUUUUUCCUGUUUGUCAGCAGUUUCCAGUGAUAAUUUUUAUUUUGCUACUUGAAUGUUUGAAAAAGUGUGCAUGUGAAUACAGUGCAUUUACACAGAUGUGCUGAUGACAGGCAGCAGCUUUGAAAUGCAGUGUGGAAGUCUCAGCUCUGGUUUUCAAUUGCUGAAGCAGCAAAGUUUGGGAGCACUGUAGAAGCAGGAUACAGACAGGCAUGAAUCAGAGCGUAUAUCUGCUAUAGGACUAAAGUAUGGAUGUCCAACCUUUCGGCUUGUGUAAGCCACACUGAGUGAAGAUGAAUUGUCUUGAGCCACAUAUAAAAUAAAUAAUAUACUUAA